CAUCACUGAAGCAAAGUUUUUCAGUCCUGCAGCAGAGGGUGCGCUGAGCAUCCUCACCAAGCCUGUGAUCAGUCACUCAGCGGAGCAUCUCGACUGGAGCAGCAGUUUGAUGUCUUCAUCUCUGAGGAGUUAGUGGAUGCUGAGGGGAUCCAGGAAAAAGAGGGCCGACGCUGUGGACGCAAAGAUUGGAAGGCGCCCAAUGAUACUCGCAAGUUUUCGCCCCAACUCUGCUACGCUGAUGAUCGGCGGACAUGCUGCUCUUUCCCGGGAGGAGAAGGUGAUGGAUCUGUCUGCUCACCACAGCAGACACGCCGAGGCCUGGCAUCAUUAGGCCGUUUCUCCCGUCCGUCUCUCUCUCACACAGGAUCUCCAAGCCAUGGACUGCAGCCAGUAGAUGGCCCCAAUCGACAUCCAAUGGAAAAUGAAGAGGUAGUGGCUCCGAGCUGACUCCAGAGAUGCUGAGGAGACGAGACGUCAUUGCUGCCGUGCUGAUCUUGUUGCCCUGGUCGCUGCUCAUCAGUGUCUGGCAUCAAAACACCAUGCCAGCACUGUACAACAAAGGCAGUGGAGAGAAUCGCCAAAAUGGUCGCUCCUGGAAGUCCUUCUUGCUCAAAAGGACAUGCAAAGAGUUUGUCUACACACGUCCUCCGCCCUGGUCCGAUGGGCUCCCCACUAUCCACGUCAUCACCCCCACCUACAGCCGGCCAGUGCAGAAGGCCGAGCUGACUCGUCUGGCCAACACCCUGCUUCAUGUGCAAAACCUGCACUGGCUGCUGGUGGAGGACUCCCCCCAACGCACUCCGCUGGUCCGACGUCUUCUGCAGGAGACAGGGCUCAAUUACACUCACCUGUACGUGGAAACGCCCAGGAACUACAAGAUACGCAGCGAUGUGAAAGAUCCCAAAACACCGCGGGGGACGGUGCAGAGGAAUCUGGCCCUGCGCUGGCUCCGGGACACCUUUGGCGUGAACUACAGCAAACCAGGAGUUGUUUACUUUGCAGAUGAUGACAACACAUACAGCCUGGAGGUGUUUGAGGAGAUGCGUUCCACCAAGAGAGUGUCAGUGUGGCCCGUGGCCUUUGUCGGCGGAUUGCGCUACGAGACCCCUGAAGUCAACGCUAUGGGAAAAGUGAUUGGCUGGAAAACUGUGUUUGACCCUCACCGGCCGUUUGCCAUCGACAUGGCGGGCUUCGCCGUGAACCUGGGGCUGAUUCUGUCCAGAGAGCAGGCGUACUUCAGUUUACGCGGCGUCAAGGGCGGCUAUCAGGAGAGCAGCCUACUGAAGAAGCUGGUCACCCUCAGUGACCUGGAGCCUAAAGCUGCUAACUGCACUAAGGUUUUAGUGUGGCACACUCGGACAGAGAAGCCAGUGCUGGUGAACGAGGGCAAGAAGGGAUUUACGGACUCCAACAUGGAGAUAUGAGGCAGUUUGUUGAAGGGACAGCUGACUGAGACACCUGGGCUUCACAUGGGAGACAAACGCCUCCCCAGACCUUGAUGAAGUCGGUGUGACCUUGCUGCUGAAAAGAACACACUGAAGUGACCUCAUGGACCUGAUAUGCAAGAAUUUUGGGGUGAUUUAUCCUGAGGGAGGGGGGGGCAACACCAGCCAACUAUCCAAUCCGCAUCGAUUUUCUUUUGUUGUGAAUCUGCACUUCUGUGUCAGUCACGAGCACUGAGUUGCCUGUGGGGAUUUGAACCCUCCACCUACUUGUACUGUACACAUCAACCGUAUGAAUAGCACCAGAAUCUCUCAUUUAGAGGCUUCUCAUCGUCCUGUUCAAGAAGAGAAGCAUGUUCAAAACAGUUAUUCACGACCAGGUGAUUCCAUGUAGAACUCCAGCGGCAUGCCUCGUCAUGACACACACAUGUGGCCAUGAAUGUUAAAAUCACCAUAGUUCCGGCAACACAAUGGUCAGCUGCUAAAGCAGACUGCUGUAUUUGCAGUUAAAUAAGUUAAAUAAAUCACACCGAAAAAACAAA
Messenger RNA from Synchiropus splendidus (mandarinfish), 1984 nucleotides. RefSeq names its product beta-1,3-glucuronyltransferase 1 (glucuronosyltransferase P) b (gene b3gat1b). Gene Ontology annotation, biological process: carbohydrate metabolic process; chondroitin sulfate proteoglycan biosynthetic process. Bases 456 to 1424 code for a protein of 322 amino acids. The transcript is spliced from 9 exons. Gene Ontology annotation, cellular component: Golgi membrane. The record is from RefSeq and is a predicted model, not a curated record. Lineage: Eukaryota; Metazoa; Chordata; Actinopteri; Syngnathiformes; Callionymidae. Gene Ontology annotation, molecular function: galactosylgalactosylxylosylprotein 3-beta-glucuronosyltransferase activity.